Daucus carota subsp. sativus is the source of this 1526-nucleotide messenger RNA. Its product is annotated as probable serine/threonine-protein kinase PIX13. Bases 174 to 1424 code for a protein of 416 amino acids. Gene Ontology annotation, biological process: protein phosphorylation. The transcript has 6 exons. Lineage: Eukaryota; Viridiplantae; Streptophyta; Magnoliopsida; Apiales; Apiaceae. The record is from RefSeq and is a predicted model, not a curated record. Gene Ontology annotation, molecular function: ATP binding; protein kinase activity.
CAUUAACAUAUGAAUAUCUCAAGUCAAUGGUAAACAAAGUUCACCAAGCACCAUCCAUAGUUCUGCAGGCCUUUCAUCAAAAGUAGACAAUCAUCAUUAAAAUCAAGAAAAGAGAAGGAACUUGAUCAAAUCUGUUUCUCAAGAUUUUUUGUUAGAUAGCAUCAAGAUUCUUCAUGGGUAAUUGUUGGGGUUCUGCUUCUUCUUCUGUCAAUCAGACCCCUUAUUCUACAGGCCCCAUCAGUUCAGGAGGUAUAUCACAGACAAUUAGCACCACAACAUCUUCAGGAGGCAGCAAUGUCUCUGGGAACAGCCAGUUCUCGGCGUCAAGUGGAGGGUCUGAGGUUUGUCCUAGUGGUCAAAUCCUGCCUACCCCUAAUUUGAGGGUGUUCACUUACGCGGAACUGAAGAUAGCCACCAAGAAUUUCAGAAAUGACACCGUCUUGGGAGAAGGAGGCUUUGGGAAAGUACACAAGGGAUGGCUUGAUGAUAAAGGAGGUUCGUCGAGGGCUGGAAGCGGUUCUGUCAUUGCUGUUAAGAGAUUAAAUUCUGAGAGUAUGCAAGGGUACGAGGAGUGGCAGUCUGAAGUGAACUUUUUAGGACGGCUUUCUCAUCCUAAUCUUGUUAAACUGGUGGGAUACUGCUGGGAGGACAAAGAGCUACUUCUUAUCUAUGAAUUCAUGCAAAAAGGGAGCUUAGAGAACCACCUUUUCGGAAGAGGAUCCUCUGUUCAGCCACUUCCAUGGGGCAUACGUUUAAAGAUUCUGAUUGGAGCUGCUCGAGGUCUGGCAUUCUUACAUGCAGCAGAAAAACAGAUAAUAUAUAGAGACUUCAAAGCCUCAAAUAUAUUACUGGAUGGGUCCUAUAAUGCGAAAUUAUCAGAUUUUGGCUUGGCAAAGAUUGGUCCCUCAGCUAGUAAAUCACAUGUAACAACACGGGUAAUGGGAACAUAUGGCUAUGCUGCUCCAGAGUAUAUGGCCACAGGUCAUUUGUAUGUGAAGAGCGAUGUCUAUGGUUUUGGCGUGGUCUUGGUGGAGAUGCUAACAGGCUUGAGGGCACUAGACACAAAUCGUCCUAGUGCACAACAUAAUCUAGUUGACUGGAUCAAGCCAUAUUUAUCAGAUAAACGUAAACUGAAGAAUAUAAUGGACUCGAGGUUGGAAGGGAAGUAUCCUUCCAGAGGUGUAGUGCUAAUUGCUCAGCUAGCUCUGACCUGCCUUGCAACUGAACAAAAAACCAGGCCAGGAAUGAAACAAGUAGUGGAGAUGCUGGAACGCGUUGAAGCUGUUAACGAAAAACCAAGGCCACCUAGAGUUCAUUCUUCACACCACACAGUUUCAAGAAAUGGACAAAAUUCUGCUACUUACAGGUCUCCUCAUCACACAAGACAAGACGGAAAUCGAGGCUCUCAGCUUCCAUCUAGGUAGUUAGCUUACUUGCGCCAUUAGGCAUUGGCAUUCAGAGCAAGGCAUUGUUAAGAGUAAUGUGUAUAGUGUGAAGAUUCAAUAUAUAUAGAAACUAUUUACACA